Closterium sp. NIES-65 is the source of this 1251-nucleotide messenger RNA. Lineage: Eukaryota; Viridiplantae; Streptophyta; Zygnematophyceae; Desmidiales; Closteriaceae. The record is from the annotation of a GenBank genome assembly.
AUGACCACUCUUUGGGUGCUGCUGCACGUUGCCGCUCACCGUGACUACGAGCUUCACUCUCUUGACUUCAGUACAGCCUUCUUACAGGGCAGUCUGCACGAGGAGAUCUGGCUGCGCCGCCCAUCCGGCUUCACUGGGUCGUUCCCUCCUGGUACCCAUUGGAGCCUCAGGCGACCGGUCUACGGUCUCCGCCAGGCGCCACAUGAGUGGCACGAUACACUGAGGACGACCCUUGCGGCUCUUGGGUUUGCUCCAUCGAUUGCUGACCCGUCGCUGUUUCUGCGCACCGACACUUUGCUGCCGCCGUUCUACAUCCUCGUGUACGUCGACGACUUGGUCUUUGCCACUGCUGACACUGAGGCUCUCGCCCUGGUGAAGUCGGAGCUGCAGAAGAGACACACGUACACAGACCUGGGUCACUCGCUCUCAGCUCCACCUUCGGACGAGUCGGUAGAGCCGAGUGGUCCUUACCCCGAGCUAGUCGGCCGCCUCAUGUACCUGAUGACCUGCACUCGUCCUGACCUUGUGUACCCUCUUGGCCUUCUGGCUCGCUACGUGGCUCCUGGUCGGCACCGAAAGGUGCACAUGGAUGCUUCUAAGAGGGUACUACGCUACUUGUGCAGUACAUCGGGCAUGGGGCUCGUGCUUGGAGGACGGAGCGACGUUGUCCUCACUGGGCACUCAGACGGUUCUUGGGUUGACGACCAGGCUACGCAGCGGUCGUCACAGGGUUACACCUUCAGCCUUGGUUCUGGUUUAGUUUCCUGGCGCUCUACACGUUCGUCUUUAGUUCUCAGCUCUAGUUGUGAGGCCGAGAUCUAUGCCACGGCUAUGGCGGCACAGGAGCUACGCUCGCUCACCUACCUGCUGACCGACUUGGGAGAGCGGCCUCGUUCUCCUCUAGUGCUGUACGUUGACAACAAGGCCGCCAUUGGCUUGUGUCAGGAGCACAGACUGGAGCCUAGAACGAAGCACAUCGCUCUACGUCUUGCUUACGUGGCCACUCGGGCCAACACUGCUGAUAAAUUCACCAAGGCGCUUCCGCCUGGUGAUCAUCAGCACGGUCUCUCCCUGUUUGACCUCACUUCUGGUGCCUCUCCUGCCCCUGCUGCUGAUGUUGACGCCACUGUUCGCUCACAGUGGGCCACGCGUGAUGCUGCUGCCCGCCUUGCUCUGCGCCGCCACUUACCGACCGCUGAGCGCGCGCAUUUUAGUCAGUACAAGAGUGCUAAGACCUUGUACGACGCUUGA